Molecule: messenger RNA, 1303 nt
Organism: Strongylocentrotus purpuratus (purple sea urchin)
Lineage: Eukaryota; Metazoa; Echinodermata; Echinoidea; Camarodonta; Strongylocentrotidae
Product: ankyrin repeat domain-containing protein 50-like
Exons: 11
Coding region: 338-1150 (270 amino acids)
Molecular function (GO): protein binding
Source: RefSeq, a predicted model, not a curated record
GCGCAUAGUGGUACGUGCUAACACCGCACAUUCAAACCACAGCAGGUCGUGCAUUCUUCCUGCAUAGUUCUAGCGAUCAGGUUUUAUAGUUGAUGGCAGGUGGUUUCUGGUUUUCUAGGCAUAUCGUGUGGCUUCUUUAAAGUAUCAGUUGGCGCCACAGGAUUGGAAUUACUAUCUGGAUUAGAUCGAAAAGUGGUGAAAUAUUAAAAACUGGAAUACAACUUAAUAAACCUUUCUUUCGGCUUCCACACAUAUUUCAAGAACUUGGUCAUUAUUGUCUUCAUCGUAAUGGUUUAGCCUCUUCUAUCACGUUAGUGACUGCAUCAUUUUGAAGACCAUGAGUAAUUGGAGUAUCAAACAACGCUUGCGAGAGGAAAUCUUGGAAGCAGUGGAGAAAGGAGACACGACGAGGGUCGAAGAAUUACUUGACAAAGGAGCAGAUGUAAACGAAAGUGAGGGCGGUUACAUUGCUAAGAAGACCGUUCUCUUACUAGCAAUCGAGAAUAGUCAUGAAAACAUCGCCAAACUACUGGUUGAUAAGGGUGCAGAUUUAACAGUUACUGUUACAGUGACGGGCACCAAAAAGACACUACCUAACGUGGCUAGAGAUAAAGAGCUCCAUAAUUUGGCCGACUAUAUGCAAAACAAACUUGACAUGAAUGAGAGAUUAACAGCAUCGGUUAAAGAAGGCCAUAUAGAUUUUGUACAGGAUAACAUAAACCGAGGAGCCGAUGUCAACGUCUUGUAUACACCCCCAGAAAUAGAUCAACCUGACUGCACAUUGUUACAACUAGCUCUAAUAAAAGGUCACGUGGACAUUGCGAAGAUUUUACUUCAAAAUGGCGUCGAUGUUCAUCACGUGAUGAAGUGGGAAGACCAGUCAGAAGACACUGCACUAAGUUAUGCAGAAAGGAUGAAUUAUGAUGAAAUAGUAACAUUAAUUGAGGAGAGAUUAAUGACAUUACCAAACAACAAUUCCCAAGUAGCCAAUGGAAAUGGCAUAAAGAAAUACAAUGAAAUUGAAGAGAAUAAAGGAAAACACGUCGAGGUAUAUGACAUAGAAGACGUUGAUGAAUUACAGGAAAAUGCUUCAGCUCCAGCUAUGCAAACACAUCAAAAGAAGAAGAAUGGUAAUUGCAUCAUUAGUUGAUAAUGAGAUAUCACUCGAAAGACUUUAAAAAGCCGCUACCUAGUAAUCAUCUGUGGUCAUCGUAAAAUGGAUACAGUCACAUCAUCGUGCUCGACUCCCCACACCCUCCUCUUCGUCCUCUCUCUUCCCCCUCUCUCUCUCUGUCUAUCUAUC